AUGAAUUACAGAGUCAUAGAGCUACGUGAUAAGGUGUCUGGUUUGUGUAGUGGUUUGAAGGACCGAAUAAAUGACCCGGUUCAUCAGCGAAGAUUAGUUCUGGCUAUAGUGUGCAUUGCCUUGCUGCUUGACGACAUGUUGUACAUGGUUAUCGUCCCUCUUAUACCAGAAUAUCUAGCGGACUUAAGAAGGAACGGAGAAGAGAUGAACACGUACAAUCGGAUUCAACAUUUGAAUUGGACGGCCUUUAAUAUUGCGUAUUCCAACGCCUCUCUUUGGUAUGAAGACUUGACGUAUGCUACCCCUAUGCCCGACGAGAGUCAACUGAGUAUAAGUGUCCUAUUUGCAUCAAAGGCUAUAUUUCAGUUGCUGAUCAAUCCAUUCACAGGAAUGUUUAUAGACCGAGUCGGAUAUUACCUACCUCUGAUCAUAGGAAUGGCUAUCAUGUUUAUGUCAACGACAGUUUUUGCGUUUGGUAAAAGCUUUGCAGUUUUGAUUUUCGCUAGAAGCCUCCAAGGGUUUGGUUCGGCAUUUUCAAAUGCAUCCGGACUCGCUAUGUUAGCAGAUCGUUUUCCCGAAGAAGGUGAAAGAAACAAGGCUUUUGGAAUAGCGCUGGCAUUCACAUCAUUUGGAAGCUUUUUUGCACCGCCGUUUGGAGGUAUUCUGUAUCAAUUUGUUGGAAAUAUAGUUCCUUUUCUGUUGUUAGCAUCAAUUUGUGUUAUAGACGGUUUAUUGGUUCUGUUUGUAAUGAAGCCAGGCAUAAAAAUGCGUAACGUGAUUCCGCCUGAAGACCGACCCAAAGCGACACCAAUAUGGAGACUGCUUAUGGAUCCUUUCAUAUUAGUUGCCGCUGGAGCAUUGACCAUGGCAAACGUACCUCUGGCGUUCCUGGAACCAACGAUUGCGGUCUGGAUGGAUAAGACAAUGAAUUCCGAUAGGUAGGAAGUUGGCUUUGUCUGGUUGCCCGCCUUUAUUUCACAUAUACUCGGAGUGUACGCCACCGUUAAAUUAGCCAAAUUAUAUCCAAAACACCAAUGGUUUAUUACUGCUUGUGGUCUAGCAUUGGAGGGAGCCUCGUGUUUAGUUAUACCAACGGCAAAGGCUUUCUUUGUUGUCUUAAUCCCUAUAGCAACUUUGUGCGUUGGAGUCGCAUGCGUUGACACAGCACUGCUACCGAUUUUAGCCUACCUGGUCGACGUUCGUCACGUCUCUGUUUAUGGCAGCGUCUAUACAGUUGCGGAUAUAUCAUUUCCGUUUGCUUACGCUUUCGGACCAAUCGUCGCGGGUCAAAUUGUUGACAGUAUUGGCUUUUCGUGGUUGAAUAUACUUAUGUUUAUCACCAGCGUUGCGUAUUGUCCUCUUCUUAUAGUUCUGAAAAAGAUAAGUAGAUACAACCUGUUUGAAAAUAAUGAGUGUUACAUUCUCGUGACUGAUCCUCCAAAGCAAAGCUAUAUGACAACUGUUCAGAACGGAGGAUCCUUUGGGGAUGGCACAAAGACCGUCGCUGUCAUCGGGAAAAACCAUCUGGAACUGUUGGCAAUAAACGGGGACCUUUUAUUUGAAAGUGAUAGCUGCCCACCAUAAAACCUGUCCUACAACAAAACGUAUGUGCGACGCAUGGAUGGUGAUUAAUAUGAAUUGACAUAAUCGUGUGUUUAAGGGCAUGGUGUAUAUCGGUCAAAACCUAGUUGAAUGAUACAGGUUUUGUAGCUCAUCACAUAGGGGAA
This is a messenger RNA of Dreissena polymorpha, 1727 nucleotides long. RefSeq names its product probable vesicular acetylcholine transporter-B. Gene Ontology annotation, biological process: chemical synaptic transmission; transmembrane transport. Gene Ontology annotation, molecular function: acetylcholine transmembrane transporter activity. Gene Ontology annotation, cellular component: AP-1 adaptor complex; terminal bouton; AP-2 adaptor complex. Lineage: Eukaryota; Metazoa; Mollusca; Bivalvia; Myida; Dreissenidae. The transcript has a single exon. The record is from RefSeq and is a predicted model, not a curated record.